GAGUAAGAAAAAGAGAGAGGGAGAAAAUAUAAGAAAAGCGGCGUUUUCAACAUCUCAUUCUGCUCGCUUUAUCCGCCGUUUGCACUCCAAACCCACAUUCAGAAUCGCCCUUUCUCUCCCAAAAAUGGCAGAAAACACAGAGAUUGUAAACAAAGAAGACGACCCAAAAGGACCCAAAAACUUGUUUUCACUCUUCCCCAAGUUCAAGCUUCAACUCCCCUUCCUGAAGCAAGAACCAGAAGCGGCAAGCGUCGUUGUUGCAGAGGAGCCAAGGAAACCAGAAGAAGGAACUGAAAGUAAGACGCCGAAGCCGGUCGUUCUGAGCUUCCCGAAAGCGCAAGUGGUGGCUCCUCCGCCUGUGGCGGUUGAGUGCGAAGAGCCCAUAACUAAGACUUCCAAUCCUAUUAUACUCUGGCAGCUUUCUGCACUUGGAGGGUAUCUGGUUUUGAGGUGGCUUUGGGCAAGAUGGCAGGAAAGAAGGGAUAAAAAGGACGGGUCUUCGGACGACGGACGGUCUAAUGCUGAUGAAUAGUUUUUUCAUAUGUUGACCACGCUUGAAAUAUGGAACAUAGAAACUACAAGUUACUUUCUGGAUUCCUUGAGUGUGUUUAGUAAAGAAAGUGUUUUCUCUUUCA
Molecule: messenger RNA, 635 nt
Organism: Pyrus x bretschneideri (Chinese white pear)
Lineage: Eukaryota; Viridiplantae; Streptophyta; Magnoliopsida; Rosales; Rosaceae
Exons: 2
Coding region: 125-532 (135 amino acids)
Source: RefSeq, a predicted model, not a curated record